This is a messenger RNA of Alnus glutinosa, 1479 nucleotides long. Its product is annotated as zinc finger BED domain-containing protein RICESLEEPER 1-like. The record is from RefSeq and is a predicted model, not a curated record. The coding region runs from base 1 to 1479 and encodes 492 amino acids. The transcript has 5 exons. Gene Ontology annotation, molecular function: DNA binding; protein dimerization activity. NCBI's taxonomy places the organism in Eukaryota, Viridiplantae, Streptophyta, Magnoliopsida, Fagales, Betulaceae.
AUGAGUAAUGAAGUACUUGGUGAUGAUAUUGUUAGAGACUUUGAGGAUGAUAUGGUUGAAUUGACUACAAUAGAAGAAGAAGAUGACUAUGUUUGUGUGGAGAAAGAGGGAAAAUGCCACAAGCGUAGGAAGACUUCAGCCGUUUGGGAACAUUUUGAUGCCAUUUGUGGUAAGGAGGGUGAGAAGUUAAACGCAAAAUGCAAGUUGUGUGGUACUGUAUACUUGACUCCAAGUACUUAUGGAACUGGAAAUUUGAAGCACCACAUAGACAAUUGUCUGAGGAGAAACACUCGUGAAGUUGGACAGAUGCUUUUAUCUAGAAGUCAGGGAUCUCUGUCUGUAAGUAACUCUAAAUUUUGUCCCAAAAAAUUUAGAGAAUUGUUGGUUGCUUUGGUCAUUAAGCAUGAUUUGCCUUUUCGAUUUGUUGAGUAUGAAGGGUUGAGAGAGAUGAUAAAAUACUUGCAUUCUGAUGCACCUCUUAUCUCUAGGAAUACCCUUAAGGCUAAUGUGAAAAAUUUGCAUAUGAGGGAGAAACAAAAGGUUAAAUUUAUGUUGAAUGAUUGUCCUGGUAGGAUUUGUUUAACAUCUGAUUUGUGGACUUCUUUGACUACUGAUGGAUAUAUGUGUCUUACAACACAUUUUAUUGACAAGAAUUGGGUCUUAACUAAAAUGGUGUUAAAUUUUUCAUUCAUACCCCCACCACAUAAUGAUAUAUGUUUGUGUGAAAAGACGUAUAAUUUGCUAGAAGAGUGGGGGAUUGAGACCAAGGUUUUCAGUAUAACAGUGGAUAAUGCUUCUUCUAAUGAUGUUUGUGUUGUUCAAGAUGUUUUGAAAGAGAUUGAUAGUGCUCUCCAAAAGAUCAGUGAUAGUGUGAAGCUUUAUGGAGUUAAUAAUUCUAGAGAGUAUUGUCAUGUUCGUGAUAAAUUAGUCUAUCUUUUUAUGGAGUACGGUGGUUCCUCAUCUUCAAGCGCCAUAUCUCUUUAUGCAAGACAUGUUAAUUCCCAAGUACCCCAACCACAAGUCAAGGCUGUCAAGCGGACUUCCGCAACGAUGAAUGCGUUUCAUAGUUUUGGUGGGAAUAAUGUUCAAGCAAAUAAGAGUCAAUUAGAACUUUAUUUGGAUGAACCCAGACUAAUAAUUGAUGAGGAUGGACAUUUUGACAUUCUUUCAUAUUGGAAAGGAAAUGAAUUUCGUUAUCCUAUAGUAGCUGCUAUAGCUCAUGAUGUUUUGAGCAUUCCUAUUUCUACUGUUGCUUCAGAAUCUACUUUUAGUGUUGGUGGACGUAUAAUUGAUCAAUAUAGGACUUUGCUCAAAUCUGAUAUUGUUGAAGCACUAGUAUGCACUCGAGAUUGGUUAUUUGAAGAGAAAGAAUUGACACAAAUGAAGUUUGAUGAGCCUGAAGAAGAUAUUUUGAAUUUGAAUUUCAAUUCCAAUGAUGUUCCAAGUUCAUCAGGAACAAAUUCUAUUAAUAUUCCUUAA